UCUUCUACACAUGCGCAAGAUCGAAAAGGCCAUCUUUCUCGCCCUACGCCGCCAACAUGGUUUUCAGGCGUUUUGUGGAGGUUGGCCGGGUGGCCUACGUCUCCUUUGGGCCUCAUGCUGGAAAGCUGGUUGCAAUUGUAGAUGUUAUUGAUCAGAACAGGGCUUUGGUUGAUGGACCUUGCACUCAGGUAAGGAGACAGGCCAUGCCUUUCAAAUGUAUGCAGCUCACUGAUUUCAUCCUCAAGUUUCCUCACAGUGCCCGUCAGAAGUAUGUUCGGCAAGCCUGGCAGAAGGCAGAUAUCAAUACAAAAUGGGCAGCCACAAGAUGGGCCAAGAAGAUUGAAGCCAGAGAAAGGAAAGCCAAGAUGACUGAUUUUGAUCGUUAUAAAGUAAUGAAGGCAAAGAAAAUGAGGAACAGAAUAAUCAAGAAUGAAGUUAAGAAGCUUCAGAGGGCGGCUAUCCUGAAAGCUUCUCCCAAAAAGGCACCUGUUGCUAAGGCUGCAAUUGCAGCUGCAGCAGCAGCUGCUGCUGCUGCUAAAGCUAAAAUUCCAGCAAAAAAGGUAACUCCAGCAGGCAAGAAGGCUCCGGCCCAAAAGGCUCCUGCCCAGAAAGCCUCAGGCCAGAAGGCAGCAGCGCCGCCUCCAAAAGCUCAGAAGAGUCAGAAAGCUCCAGCCCAGAAAGCACCUGCUCCGAAGACAUCUGGCAAGAAAGCAUAAGAGGCUAUUAAAAAAGGAAUAAAGAUUCUUUUGACAUGUUGGCAAA
This is a messenger RNA of Marmota flaviventris (yellow-bellied marmot), 762 nucleotides long. It is a transcript of the gene Rpl14, whose product is annotated as ribosomal protein L14. Gene Ontology annotation, biological process: translation; ribosomal large subunit biogenesis. The record is from RefSeq and is a predicted model, not a curated record. Gene Ontology annotation, cellular component: cytosolic large ribosomal subunit; ribosome. Lineage: Eukaryota; Metazoa; Chordata; Mammalia; Rodentia; Sciuridae. Gene Ontology annotation, molecular function: RNA binding; structural constituent of ribosome.